UGGCGCGCCGUGCAACCGAGGUGCAUCAGGCGUCCCAGACAGAAAUAAACAACGCUCGCCGCCCGGCGGUCUCGACGAGCACGACGAUCUUCGCUUUAUAGUGGAUCCUUGACUUGCGUGGCGUUCCCGUUCCGCGCCGGCCCGGUUCUUGAAAGUUGAAUCCCGACACGGCAGGCUUGCGGACCACCGUCUGCGCACAACAUGUUCCGAUUCCCGCCAACCAUCCGGGCGUCCGCCCUGUACGGGCUGCUAGCUGCUUCGUGUGGCGCCAGUGCGCAAACCGUCACCCCAGCUCCAACACAGACUGGCGCGGCAGCGUCAAGCCCGUCGAGUGUCACUGCCGUGUCCAAAUGCCACACGCACGGCUCAGCACUGUAUUGUAUGGCUGGCACAGCCGAGUACCAUGUCGACACCAUAAUUACAGCGACACAAGACAUUCCCCCCGCCAUCACAGGGUGUCACUCCCACGGGGCAGAUACAUACUGUAUCCUGCCCAAUGGAGACGAAGUAGAAAUCCACGCAGAGGGUACCGAGCCGUCAGAUGGGUCCACACACGACGGGGAGGACACACCCAGUACCGGCGAGCAGCAUUGCCACUUCCACGCCGGUGUUGAACAUUGUGUCGGCGCCGGUGCGAGCGAAGACGACGAGCCACGCUGUGAGCGAGUCCAGCGAGACUACAACAUACCUCUUCGGAUUGGCCUGCUGUUCGUCAUCCUUGUGACGAGCGCUAUCGGCGUUUUCGGACCUAUUCUCGUUGCUUCAUGGGUCUCCCCAAAGCACAUUGCCUUCAGCAUCCUCCGGCAAUUCGGCACAGGUGUCGUCAUCUCUACCGCCUUUGUACAUCUCCUGACGCAUGCACAACUGAUGUUCGAAAAUCGGUGCCUGGGCGAGCUCGCCUAUGAGGCUACAGCCACAUCGAUUUUGAUGGCGGGACUUUUCUUGUCCUUCCUCGUGGAGUACGCAGGGAACCGGCUCAUUCAGUGGCAUGAGGCCAAGGCCCGCUCCGUCAAUGUUGAGGCAGCUGCGCAAGUGGCCGCUCCUAAGGCGGACAUGGUCAACAUCACCGUCCUCGAAGCCGGCAUUAUCUUUCACUCCCUCCUAAUCGGCCUUACCCUCGUCGUAGCAGGCGACGCCUUCUUCCUGACCCUGUUUGCGGUCAUAGUCUUCCACCAGAUGUUCGAGGGCAUCGCGCUCGGCACGCGCAUCGCCGCGCUCGGCCGGCCCAGCCUUCUUACUUCCGCGUCAGCCCAUGGCGGCCACCAUCACCACGGCCAUGCCCACGCCUACCACCCGCCGCAGGACCCCAAUCCACCGCCGGUCAGCGAAUCGCAGGCCAAGGUUCCGUCCACAGACGACGCGCCGAGCUAUUCCUCCAACGACGCUGUCGCCCCCAUUCCGGGACUGAUGCGCAAGAAGAUGCUCCUGGCGGGCGCCUUCGCGCUGGUCACGCCGGUGGGAAUGGCCAUCGGUAUCGGCGUGCUGCACCAGUUCAACGGCAACGAUCCGUCGACUGUCAUCGCGAUCGGCACGCUGGACGCCUUCUCGGCCGGCAUCCUGGUGUGGGUGGGCGUGGUGGAGAUGUGGGCGCACGAUUGGAUGCUGGGCGGAGAGAUGACGCGGGCGAGCCCGGUUCGGACGGUGCUGGGUCUGGUGGCGCUGGUGGCGGGCAUGGCGCUGAUGAGUCUGUUGGGGAAGUGGGCUUGAUCUUGUCUCCUCUGAAGGGUUUUGGUCAGUCAUAUCUGGGUCUGUCUGGUAUACCCGGUUUGGUUUCGGAUUGGAAAAGGAAGGGCUGGAUUUAGAUGGGCUUCCAGUGUUUUAUUUAGUUGGGAUUUUGGAUUCUCUGGCAUUGGGCUUAGUACCUACGGUAGUCAAUGGACAAAGCUGUACAUGAUA
This is a messenger RNA of Chaetomium strumarium, 1896 nucleotides long. Its product is annotated as putative metal ion transmembrane transporter protein. Gene Ontology annotation, biological process: zinc ion transmembrane transport. NCBI's taxonomy places the organism in Eukaryota, Fungi, Ascomycota, Sordariomycetes, Sordariales, Chaetomiaceae. Gene Ontology annotation, cellular component: plasma membrane. The transcript has 6 exons. The record is from RefSeq and is a predicted model, not a curated record. Gene Ontology annotation, molecular function: zinc ion transmembrane transporter activity. Bases 202 to 1707 code for a protein of 501 amino acids.